AUGGCCAGGGAGUUACAAAAGCUCAAGGAUAUGAUAUCCAGUGUCCCGGGAGUGGUUAAACCCGUCCCCGAGAUUCCGGAUGGAAAUAACAGUGAACUAAUCCUUGCUUUGCAGAAUUUAGGUGACAAGGCUAGGUGGCCAAGGAAAAACGAGAAGUCCAUGGCUACCAAGGAUAAAUCAAAAUCGUGUGCUUAUCAUGAGGAUUUCGGUCACCACACGGAUAAAUGUAUAACACUAAGGAAGGAAAUAGGUUAUCUUUUGAGCAAAGGUUACCUGAAGGAGCUGCUAGAAAGGAAAAAGUCAUGGAUCCAGGAUUCUGAAAAAGUUCCUGAAAGAGCUCCUCCACCACCUGUUGAUGCUCAGAUCAUUAACUUCAUCUUCGGAGGUUCUGAAAUCUGUGGAACCUCGUUUUCAGCAGCUAAGAGGCAUGCUAAGGAAACGAAGAUGGAGAAUGGAGAGAGACAUGUUCGAACCUCCACUUUCACUCAGCAGAAAGUGAUAUCCUUUGAUGAGGAUGACCGCGUUGAUAUACAGGAUCCCCAUCACGACGGUUUAGUCAUUACGUUGUUUAUUUCUAACUAUUUUGUUCACAAGAUCCUCAUUGAUGGAGGAAGCUCGGUGAACAUAAUCCAGUUGGAUGUCCUCAAAAGAAUGAACAUUCCUAAAUCUGAAAUCGUUCCAAGAUCAUCUGUGCUUAUAGGAUUUAGUGGAGAAACAAAAAAUACAUUGGGGGACAUCAAACUCCCGAUUUAUAUAGAGGGAGUAAACUCUAUUAAAAAAAUUUGUGUUAUAGAUUGUUUAUCUUGCUACAAUGUUAUCCUUGGCAGGCUCUGGAUAUAUGAUAUGAAAGCAGUUCCCUCAACGUAUCACCAAUGUGUUAAGCUCCCAACCCCAUGGGGUGUGGUGAAGAUAGAGAGUGAUCAGCAGGAAGCGAAGAACUGCUACACUUCCUCAAUGAAGCCAACUUCAAAGCCGAGGGAAGCAUAG
Messenger RNA from Helianthus annuus (common sunflower), 987 nucleotides. RefSeq lists its product as uncharacterized. Lineage: Eukaryota; Viridiplantae; Streptophyta; Magnoliopsida; Asterales; Asteraceae. The record is from RefSeq and is a predicted model, not a curated record. Bases 1 to 987 code for a protein of 328 amino acids. The transcript is spliced from 2 exons.